Tetrahymena thermophila SB210 is the source of this 720-nucleotide messenger RNA. RefSeq lists its product as hypothetical. The record is from RefSeq and is a predicted model, not a curated record. Lineage: Eukaryota; Ciliophora; Oligohymenophorea; Hymenostomatida; Tetrahymenidae. The transcript has a single exon.
AUGCCUGGAUUCGACGCUUACAAAGCACCUUUUAAAAAUAAUCGAGAUAAAUAAUAAAUCCACAAUACGCAAUUAUAAUUAUUUUCUCGAUUAUUGUGCUUUCUCCACGGAUAUAUACCAGAUUAACUCUCUCAUUAAUUUCAGAGGCCACUAUUAUAGAACUCUCUCUUAGCCGUCAUAUAUAAAAAGUAUUUUUUAAAACAUUAGGAAAUAGCUAUCUAAAACAGUCAGUCUAACUAACAAUCAGUCAAUCAUUCAGUCAGUUGCUCUUGCUCUUAAAAAAGAAAAAUAAAUAUAAAAUAAAAUAAUAAAAAGAUUUAAAAACAAAAAAACAAUAACAAAAAAAGAAAUUAUUAUAGAAUAAAACAUUAAAACAAAUAAAUUGAUUAAAAAUACUAAAACAAAUAGUAAAGAAACUUAAAAUUAAACAAUCACAAAAUAAAAAAUAAAUAUCUUAACUAAUUAAUUAAUUCAUUAAAAAUAUAAUUUAUUUCAUCUUACAAAUAAAAAUCAAAUUCAAAUUUGAAAUAAUGCAAUAAAUAACAUUCUUAAAACUAAUAAUACAAGAUUAUUAUAAAUUAAUUAAUAAUAUCAAAUUAAAUAUUACUAAAAAUAUGUUUAUUGUAAAUUUAAUAAAAUAGCAUAAUAAAAAUUUAAAAAAUAUUUUUUAUUUUAAAAAUUUAGAUUAAUAAUUUUUAAAAAAUUACUUAUUUAUAUUGA